Messenger RNA from Symsagittifera roscoffensis, 564 nucleotides. RefSeq lists its product as uncharacterized. Gene Ontology annotation, molecular function: calcium ion binding. The transcript has 5 exons. Lineage: Eukaryota; Metazoa; Xenacoelomorpha; Acoela; Convolutidae. The record is from RefSeq and is a predicted model, not a curated record. Bases 1 to 564 code for a protein of 187 amino acids.
AUGAAAGCAAAUCUUGCAAAAAUCUUGCAGGAAAACUGCAAGUUUACUGACAACGGCCAGCAAAACAUCUCACUUGACUUUGCGAAGAAGAUACUGUCAUUGGCCAGCGAAGAAAAUACCAACGAAAAUCCGGCUCAUUUAGUUUCAUCACAGCCUGGCUGUUCAGAAGAUAAGGCAAAGGUUCUGCAUAUCAGUUAUCAGCAGAACAAUGGCAAUGUAGACUUUGUGCGGUUGCUGGAGGAGAUUUUGAAGUGUGUGGAUGGUCCAUUGAGUGAAGAAGAGUUGAAGAGGACGUUUGAGACUAUAGACAGCGACAGGGACGGGGUCAUCUCUUGCGACCAAAUGUGGGAGAGCUUGAAGAAAUUUGGAAUGGUGUCCAGAGAUGAAGUUGUGGACAUGAUUGAGAAACUGGGCAAAGGAUGUGCCGGGGCAAUCACUCUCACAGACUUUGUGCAGGUCAUCGGCGCCCAGGGAAUGUUGUCGGCACCCUCAAUUGAUGGUCUGGAUGAUGAAGUCGAGUAUCAAGACGAAGAUUGGAUCCACGAAGGGGACAACAGCGACUGA